Molecule: messenger RNA, 1974 nt
Organism: Tetrahymena thermophila SB210
Lineage: Eukaryota; Ciliophora; Oligohymenophorea; Hymenostomatida; Tetrahymenidae
Product: zinc carboxypeptidase family protein
Exons: 8
Biological process (GO): proteolysis
Molecular function (GO): zinc ion binding; metallocarboxypeptidase activity
Source: RefSeq, a predicted model, not a curated record
AUGAUAAAGUUAGCAAGAUUUUUGGUUAUUUUGUGCAUUUUUUCAGUUAGUUUUUCUUAGGAAUAAAAUUAAUUCAAACUUGAAGAGUUCAUUCGAGAUCUAAAAACUCCAAACAACUGGGGAAAGGUGGAAGGAUAUUUAGAUAAUGGGCCUAUGAACGGGUAUUUUGAUUAUAACACAACUAUGGAGAUUUACUUCAAGGCUUCAUAGGCUUUUCCUGAAUUAGUAAAGUAACCAAUUGAGAUUGGAAAAUCAUUUUUAAAUAAUUCUAUGUGGGCAAUUGCAUUAACUUUAAAAACUGAUGAUUUAAAUGAAUAAUAAAGCAUAUUGAUUGAUAGUCUCCAUCAUGGGAGAGAAAUGUUGUCUUUAUCAAUGCAAAUUUAUACUUUUGCUAAAUUGAUUUCUGACUAUUCAUCAAGAUAUCAAGAUACUUUAAAUUUGUUAACAGCUUCUGUUGUAUGGUUCAUACCUGCUGUUAAUGUAGAUGGUCUUAUUAAAGUUAAGGAUAUAAUAAAUAGAGCAGAAAGAGAUUCUGUCAGAAAAAAUUUUAAUAGAACUAGUGCUUGCCAAUUUAACUUUGGAGGAGUUGAUUUAAACAGAAAUUAUGAUGAACAUUUUGCACUUGAUUCUAAAGGAAGUAGUUCUUAUGAAUGCUCAGAAGAUUAUAGAGGUCCUCAUGCAUUUUCUGAAAAAGAAACCUAAGCUAUGAAAAAAUUUGUAGAAGAUAGACCAAAUUUAAAGAUAGCUUUUAAUUUUCAUAGCUAUGGAAAUAUGUGGAUUCGCCCUAUAAAUUACUUGGCUGACAGAGAAAACAAAGAAUUGUAGAAAAUGAUUAGAGAAUAUCACAUUUACUAAGAAUUUGAUGAGGAAGCAAAGUUCUCUGAAGAUGCAAAGAAAGGAAAUGCAAUCAUGGUUUUAUAAGGAGAUUAUUUAGCAAAUGGAGAAGCCACUGAUUGGAUGCUACUCAAAAAAAAAAUUAUUGCAAUGAGCCCUGAAAUAGGAGAUGAAUCAACCACUUUUUUCCCUCCAUAAUAAAUUAUAUUAAAAAAUUUAUAAGACAAUUAUCCUCCUGUUAAUUAUAUGAUGCAAAAAAUUCUCUUCUAUCCAAAACUUCAAGGUACUUAGUUUUUAAAUUAGAGUCAAAGAAAUAGAUUUAUAAGUAAGUAUAAUUUAAAGACAAUAAUUAAGAACUCAAAGCUAAAAGUGAUAACAUUUGAGAUUUUUAAUUCUGGUAUUGGCGAUAUCUUGCAAGAACAUUAAGAAAGUGCUUUUAUUGAGUUGGGUUUUUAACGUGAUUUUACAAAACAAUAAAUAAACAACAGUAGCUUUGUGAAUAUGACAAACUAAGAUCAAAAUGAUACUUCAUAAUAAGCUGGUACCAAGUUCCAUUAUUUUCAUGUUUAGAAUGUCUUCUUUGUCGAUUACAGUGAAGAUUACAGAUUCUAAAAAAUACAAGAGUAAGGAAUCGAUGAAUUUAACUAAAAUCUUAUAGAUUUUUAAAUGAAUGAACCCUAGUUCUAAAAAACUGUCCCAACACAACCUUUGAUUGAUUUGAGAUUUAAAAAUAGAUUUUCUACUUAUCAAAUUUCUUUUAAUUACACUUUCUCUGGUCGUAGUUAUAGAAAGUACUAUAUUGUGUUUUCUACUCCAUUAAAAGCCUAAGAUAGCAUGGCUUUUAAUAUCAGAAUUUUAGCAGGAAUAGGAAGUGCUUAAAAUCUAAAACUAUUUAAUAUGCAACAGCCUCCUAUUUUUAUAGACUAAACUGGAUUAGAAGCAGAAGCUGGGCAAGAAGACAUAGAUGAUAUCAAUGAGUCAAGUGAAUAAACUGAUAGUAUAUAUUACUACACAUUGAUUCUUUUACUAGCCUUAAUUUUGAUGUUUUUGAUUCUAAGGUUAGUGAGAAGAAAAAGAUAGAGUGAUAUGAUAGAAUUGGUAAAUGAAAUAUCACAAAACAAUAAGAUAGAAAUUAGUUGA